Dovyalis caffra is the source of this 366-nucleotide messenger RNA. Lineage: Eukaryota; Viridiplantae; Streptophyta; Magnoliopsida; Malpighiales; Salicaceae. The record is from the annotation of a GenBank genome assembly.
AUGGCAGCCUCUGAGAUUUUGUCUGGUAGCUUGCUAAAACAUGAACUAGUUGAGACAAAAACAGCCCACGUUGCAUCAUUUGUCAUGGUUCUGUUGGAUGUAUUACUUCCACUCCAAAAAAGGCAAAAUGCUUUAGAGAGGAGAAGAGGUAGCCCACAGCCAAUUUUGCCAAAAUAUUUGCAAUCAGCCCAAUUCAUUCUAGCCUUAACUGUGGAUAGGAAGAGCAAAGGACAAUCUUUUAGACAGGGGGUGUAUUGUAAAGAUCAACAAAUAACUUACCCUUUUCAAAUUUGGCAUAGACCCAAACCCAUAUGGUCUCACCUAAUUGAACCUAAAACUAUUUUUAACCCUAACAAUGCCAAGUAG